AUGCAGAAUAUUGAAACCGGUAAAGGUCCCCAAUCGGUCAGUAAACAGCGUUGCAGCCAAGGUGGUAGCGUAGCCACAGGCCUCCCACCAAGCUUCUGCCGUCUGUUCUGGGUGUUGCCUGCCGCCAGAAUCGCGAUUUUCGAGGAUGAAACAUACUCCAGAGCUCAAACCUUGGCCGUUGUUAUCUAG
Plenodomus lingam JN3 is the source of this 189-nucleotide messenger RNA. The record is from RefSeq and is a predicted model, not a curated record. Lineage: Eukaryota; Fungi; Ascomycota; Dothideomycetes; Pleosporales; Leptosphaeriaceae.